AUGAAGCCGCUAGCGCCAUUUGUGUGUCGACUGCCGAGUCGCCGCAUUCUGCGGGUGCGUGGCACCGACGCGCACGAUUUUCUGCAAGGCAUCUUCACCAACGACCUCCGCGAACUCCACCCCGCUGGAAGCAUGUACGGCUGCUUCCUCUACUUCACCGGCCGCGUUCUGUGCGACGCGCACUUGUACCAGUGCAAGCAGGUCCACGAGGGACAGGCCUCCAUCCUCGUUGACGUGCAUGAGAGAAGCGCAACAGAGUUGUUGGACCACCUCACAGAGAUGAAGAUGCGCAAGAAGGUUCACAUCGAUGAUGUCGGCAAAGAGCUCGUGGUGCUGGCCGCCUUGGAGGAGACGUCUGCGGAUGCGCAACGCAGCCGUGAUUCCGCGAGUGGGUGUGACGCGAGGGAGAGCUCAGUCACGUCGUUGUCCCCAGAGACGCUGGAGGAGCGGCACACAGAGUGCUUCCUCGACCCGCGCAAUGAUGCGCUCUUCCCACGACCGCCGCCGCCCUCCUCCUCCUCUCCACCGGCCGCCGUCACGUCACCUAGCUUUUGUCUGCGGAAGUGCGUCGUGCCCGCCACGUGGGCCCCUCCGCUCUCCUCUCCCGAUUCAUAUACAACACUCCUGUAUAGUCGGGGCAUCGGCGAGGGGCCAGAUGUGUUCAAGUGCAACAAGAGUCUCCCGUUCGAAGGUAACUUGGACUUUCUAAAGGGCGUCAGCUUUCACAAGGGGUGCUACGUUGGGCAGGAGCUCACGCAUCGAACGCACGUGAUGCUCGUGACGCGGAAGCGGACGGUGCCGCUCCACUUCGGCCCUGCGAAUGUGGACCCACCAGCGGCGGGUAUCAUCACUGACGAGGGCGCCGUCACGAAGACGUGGCCGGUGGAGGUAGGGGAGCCCCUCUAUUCAGCUGCUAGGGAAAAGAUCGGUGAGGUGACAGGCGUGUGUGGCCAAGUUGGUAUUGGCCUCUUUCGCCUGCGCUACGUGGACAAGGCAACGCAUACGGUGCCGGGGCUGCAGCUGAAGGACGGCACGCCGGUGCAGACGCACCUGCCCGACUGGUGGCCGCGCAAAGAUGUGAAGAAGCUUCUGCAGAACAACAGCUGA
Messenger RNA from Leishmania major strain Friedlin, 1107 nucleotides. RefSeq lists its product as hypothetical. The record is from RefSeq and is a predicted model, not a curated record. Bases 1 to 1107 code for a protein of 368 amino acids. Gene Ontology annotation, cellular component: mitochondrial matrix. Gene Ontology annotation, molecular function: protein binding. NCBI's taxonomy places the organism in Eukaryota, Euglenozoa, Kinetoplastea, Trypanosomatida, Trypanosomatidae. The transcript has a single exon.